AUAAAACAUAUAUAAAAUCCCUCGAGUCUCUCCAUCCACUCAGUCUAUAUAAACAAGCUCCUUUGGCCUAGCUUCAUCUAUAAAACCAAGUUUGUUUUCUUUCAUCUCUUGCCUAGCCUCUAAUUUUCUCUUCAGUUCACUACUCCUCGUAUUCUAAACAAGGAACAUUUUUUCUCUUUAUACUUGGAAAAAUAUGGAUAAUAAUCGGCAGCUAAACUACGGCGAUGUAUCCGGGCUCGUCUCUGUUGAGAACCCGAAGCUCGAAUCGCCUCUAACGGUUUCCUUCUGGAGGGAUUUUGUACAAAAAUACCCUCCUGAUUUCUUGAAGAAGGUUAUGGCGGAGAUAAUCGCUACAUUUCUUCUGGUGUUCGUGACGUGUGGCUCGGCUGCUCUUAGCUCGACCGACGAACACAAAGUGUCUCGACUUGGAGCAUCGGUUGCCGGUGGUCUAAUCGUGACUGUGAUGAUCUACGCCGUUGGUCACAUAUCCGGUGCUCAUAUGAACCCGGCCGUCACUUUAGCCUUUGCUGCCGUUCGGCAUUUCCCCUGGAUUCAGGUACCGAUUUACAUAGCCGCACAGCUGACGGGGGGUAUUUCGGCCGGCUUCACGCUGCGGGUUCUCUUGCACCCAAUAAAACACGUAGGCACCACGUCACCAACUGGGGCCCACAUACAAGCCCUCAUCAUGGAAAUAGUUGUCACGUUUUCCAUGAUGUUCAUUACCUCAGCAGUAGCCACCGAUACAAAAGCUAUAGGGGAGCUGGCGGGAAUAGCAGUUGGGUCUGCAGUUUGCAUCACUUCAAUCUUAGCCGGGCCCAUAUCAGGUGGAUCAAUGAACCCGGCAAGAACCAUAGGCCCAGCAGUGGCCAGCAAUUUUUACGACGGCAUUUGGGUCUACAUAGUGGGGCCCAUCUGCGGGACCCUGUUGGGAGCAUGGUCCUACAGUUUCAUACGGGUUUCGGACAAGCCAGCUGGCGCUCUAAAUACGCAUUCGCUGUCUUUCAAACAUCGAUUGAUGAUGAGAGGCAAUCACGAGCAACACGGGGUGCCACGUGAUAAUCUUGACCUUCUGUGAGAUCUACGGUUGAGAUUGAAGCUAGUGAUCUAUAAUCUUGACCGUCUAUAAGAUCUACGGUCGAGACUGAAGCAAGUGAUCUAUGUAUGUAAACUGUGGUGUGUUGCAAGAGUGCCUAUAUGGGAUGCAGUUUUUUGUUUUUUUUUUUUUU
Striga asiatica is the source of this 1226-nucleotide messenger RNA. Lineage: Eukaryota; Viridiplantae; Streptophyta; Magnoliopsida; Lamiales; Orobanchaceae. The record is from the annotation of a GenBank genome assembly.